Molecule: messenger RNA, 1341 nt
Organism: Fundulus heteroclitus (mummichog)
Lineage: Eukaryota; Metazoa; Chordata; Actinopteri; Cyprinodontiformes; Fundulidae
Gene: txn2
Product: thioredoxin 2
Exons: 4
Coding region: 125-637 (170 amino acids)
Biological process (GO): cell redox homeostasis
Cellular component (GO): mitochondrion
Molecular function (GO): protein-disulfide reductase activity
Source: RefSeq, a predicted model, not a curated record
ACUCGUCCAGAGGGUGGCGCUGCUGGCGGAGCAGACGCUGAGCGUCUCCUUCGUCUGCGGCACUAGAGCGGAAGCACUUCAUUGGUCCGCGAGGCCAGGUUCAGCGGCGUUACCAAACAGCAAGAUGGCACACCGGUUCCUAGCGCGCAGAAUCUGGACCCUGUCUGUGAACGAGCUCCGCUGCCUCCCGUCGUCCACCGCCACCGUCGCCUCCUCUUCAUUUUCCACCUCCCUUCAUUCUGUCCCGAACCGGGCGUCCUUCCUCGCCCCGUCACGCAGCCCUGCUGUCUCUCACGCCUCCCUCCGACGGGUCUCCUUCAAUGUUCAGGACAAUGAGGACUUCACAGAGAGGGUCAUCAACAGCGACCUGCCCGUGUUGGUCGACUUCCACGCUCAGUGGUGCGGUCCCUGCAAGAUCCUCGGGCCCAGACUGGAGAAGGCUGUCGCAAAAAAGAAAGGCCGCGUUGCCAUGGCCAAGGUUGACAUCGACGAUCACACAGACUUGGCCAUUGAGUAUGGGGUGUCUGCUGUUCCUACAGUCAUCGCCAUGAGGGGAGGAGAUGUGGUCGACCGCUUCGUGGGGAUCAAAGAUGACGAUCAGCUCGACUCGUUUGUCAGCAAAGUCAUUGGACAAUAAACCAGCAGCCCCCACCCAGCUGCACACCACCGUGUUGGUGCUGUUCUCUAGGAAACUGGCCCGGUCCCACUCGGCCAACUCUGUAACCCUCGCCCUCCAUCUCUGGGCCUCCUGCUACAGCUGUGGAUCGUUGCUUCUGUCUUUCUCUUCUUUUCUUUUUUUUUUCUUUCUUAUUCCGUGAUGGGUCUUUUGUUUUUCCGACCUUUUUUAGCUCAUUUCGUUUUGCAUUCUCAGUUUUCUCCAAAAAAAAAUGUGACGGCUUCAUGAAUCUAAUCCCGUAUAGAUGUGCGGAUGUUCUCUACGGUACGUAUCCUCUGUAGGACAGAAAGCGACGUCUCUGCAGACCUCGCUCAGAUUAACCCGAGGGACGAAUAUUUAGCAGUGGAGGAGAUCUGAUUGUAAGCAGCUGUCGAUGAAUGAAAUCGCUCCCUGUAAUUCCUGCUUCUGUCCACCAGAGGGUGGCGUUUCUCUUAACAUCUUCAAGCUACAUCACGUGGUCGUUUUGCACCGUUAUGCCUCAUAAUGUGAGAAGAAAGAUGGAUGUGUGUGUGAGAAUGUGUGCGCUUCUGUGUCCUGACUGUGAACCUGAAGGCAAGCAGGAAUUGCAGACACGAGCAUAGGUUUAGUUUUACAACUAAAAUGGACUUUAUGUACAAAAUACAUGACCAGGUGUGAAGAAAUAAAGGCGUCAAUAUGUUCUAUAC